Messenger RNA from Myripristis murdjan (pinecone soldierfish), 2339 nucleotides. RefSeq names its product sulfite oxidase (gene suox). The transcript has 5 exons. Gene Ontology annotation, molecular function: heme binding; molybdopterin cofactor binding; molybdenum ion binding. Gene Ontology annotation, cellular component: mitochondrion. Lineage: Eukaryota; Metazoa; Chordata; Actinopteri; Holocentriformes; Holocentridae. Gene Ontology annotation, biological process: sulfur compound metabolic process. The record is from RefSeq and is a predicted model, not a curated record. The coding region runs from base 170 to 1909 and encodes 579 amino acids.
CGGCUCAGCCGACCGCAGCAGCUCUGAGAUUUUGAGCCUUCUGCUCGUCUCCUGCUGUAAAGACAGGACAGACCUGAGUUGCUCCUCACCACUCCUAUAAGGAGCAGUCAAGGCUGUUUGUGCGUUUGUUUCUCACCUCGGAUUUGCGCCGCCGACAAACAUCAAUGCAAUGCUGCAUCUCAAACACUGCCAAAGCUUGACUCGAGUUGGCUGUCUCAAGACUCAGAGACAUCGCCAAGUGACCCCUGCCAUAGCACCGUGUGCCGUUCGGCUCUGCAGCAGCAGCAGCAGCGAGGAGCAGAGAUCAUGGAAAUGGUACGAGCAUGCCCGCAGUCCCAUCUGGAGACAUGCCCUGGCAGGACUGCUGGCUGGAACAGGUGCUGUAUUGGCAUAUGGCCUCCACCACAGCAAGGCUGAGCGAGCAGCGACCACUGCUGUGCAAAAAGUUGCCAAGGACUCCCAUCUUCCCAUCUUCAGCCAGGAGGAGGUCACCAAGCACUCCUCUCUGGACAAUGGCGUGUGGGUCACCUACAAGGGCAGCGUCUACGACAUCACUGAGUUUGUGGCCAUGCAUCCUGGUGGGGAUAAAAUCUUGCUAGCAGCAGGUGGUGACCUUGAACCUUUUUGGGCGCUGUAUGCUGUACACAACCAGGACCAUGUGUUGGACAUCCUCGCAGAAUACAAGGUUGGUGAGCUGAGUCCCGAGGACCGGAGGAAGCAGCGCCCUGUUAAAUCUUCUGACCCCUAUUCUUCUGACCCUGAACGUCACCCCGUCCUACGUGUAAACAGCCUCAAGCCCUUCAAUGCUGAACCGCCACCUGAAAUCCUCUCUGACAGUUUCAUAACCCCCUCUGCUAUCUUCUUCAAAAGGAACCACUUGCCAGUGCCACGCGUGGACCCCACUUCAUAUCAGCUACAUGUGGAAGGGCUACCUGGAGGGGUGCUGACACUGUCUUUACAUGACUUAAAGACAAAAUUUCCCAAGCACACUAUCACUGCCACCUUGCAGUGUGCAGGUAACCGUCGCUCUGAGAUGAAUAAGGUCAAGCAGGUGAAAGGACUCAAUUGGGGGAUUGCUGCGAUCAGUAAUGCCACAUGGGGCGGAGCAAAGCUGAGAGAUGUGCUCCUGGCAGCAGGCUACAGUCCAGAUGUGGCCAAGUGGGCUUGCCACGUGCAGUUUGAAGGGCUGGACAAAGACGUAACGGGGACCACCUAUGGAGCUUCUAUCCCUUUAAACAAGGCAGUGAGUGAAGAAGGUGACGUGCUGCUGGCUUAUGAAAUGAACGGCGAAGAUCUUCCUGCUGACCAUGGCUACCCUGUCCGGGUUGUCGUGCCGGGCACAGUCGGAGCACGCAAUGUGAAGUGGCUGGGGAAGAUCAUAGUAAGUGCAGAGGAGAGCAGCAGCCACUGGCAGCAGAAUGACUACAAGGGCUUCUCCCCUGGCACCGACUGGGAUACAGUGGACUUCAAGUCUGCCCCGGCCAUCCAGGAGCUGCCCAUCCAGUCCGCUAUCACCCAGCCGGCUGAUGGCGCUGUGGUUGAUCGAAGUGCAGAAGAGGUGACAGUGAAGGGCUACGCCUGGAGCGGCGGCGGACGGGAGGUCGUACGCGUGGAUGUCUCUCUGGAUGGAGGAAAAACGUGGCAUGUGGCCCAGCUGACGAGCAGUGAGAAGGGACAGGCGCCCCCACCCUCUCCUCCACCAGGACGAGCCUGGGCCUGGAAGCUGUGGGAGCUCACUGCCCCUCUUCCUCCCAAGACUCAAGACAUGGAGAUCAUUUGCAAGGCAGUGGACAACAGCUAUAACAUGCAGCCAGACUCAGUCCCGCCCAUCUGGAACCUGCGUGGCGUGCUGAGUAAUGCCUGGCACAGAGUGAAGGUUAAGAUCAGAGAAGAUGAAGAGGUGGAAUAGACUCAGUGGCUGGUUUUCCUUUCAGCAUAUAGAGGGAUAAUCCUGAUUCCCGGUUGUCACAGACUGGAUUUCAUAUUCUCAUCAAGACUCAGCAGGAAACGUGAAAGAUCUUUUGUGAGGCCUGUUUGAGGCACAACAUUGAUGUGUCAAGACUGACAGAUAUAAAAGGAUUUUAUUUACACAGAUACACUCAUUUUGCAGCAUUGUUUCCUGUAAAAUUACUGUAAAAUUCAGCGGUGCAAAGUACACAACCAGGGUAAAUGAAACAUAAAGUAUCUGCUUCAUGAUUCUCAGUCUAUUAAUAAUUCACUUUUGAUCAAAAAUGUGAUUCCAGUUAAUUGAGUCCACGUUAUUUACAUUGAAGUACUAUUUUGUAAUAUGUUGACCUUAUUAAUCCUGCUAAUUAAUUAAAGCAAUUCAUUUUUUGUGA